Molecule: messenger RNA, 1901 nt
Organism: Actinia tenebrosa (Australian red waratah sea anemone)
Lineage: Eukaryota; Metazoa; Cnidaria; Anthozoa; Actiniaria; Actiniidae
Source: RefSeq, a predicted model, not a curated record
AACCAAGCAUCUGUGCCGCUACUGAAACGUUCUGGACCUCCAAGUGUAAUUUUUGCCAGUGCGCAAACGGCCAACCACCAAUGUGCCAAUCGGUAGAAUGCGGUUAUGAUUUAGGCGCUCCGACUGCAUGUCCACGCUUCAUGAUGGUUCCAGACCCAAAUGGUGGCUGCUGUGAUGUUUGUCCCGCAGGAGCAGGCGCGGAAGAGGAAGAAAUUCUUGAACCUGAGGUCGAAGGCUCUCAGCAACCAAGUCAAAAUAACCCAACCCAACCACCUACUGAAGAAGAGGUAGAGGAAGAGACCGUUGCGUCUCCCAAUACAGCACCAACAACAAUGCCGAUUCACAGUGGCCCCAAUGAAGAGACUGUGGCACCCCACAGUACAACACCAACGCUUCCUAUACCCAAUAACCCAGAGGAAGAAGUAGGAGGUACUGUUGCACCCUCAACUCCAACUAAAACACCACCAUCAACGGUCCCAACACACAAUAAUCCCGAGGGAGUGGUAGAAGAAAUAACAGUGAAACCCUCUGCGUUUCCAACGACAAGGACAACUACUUCUAGUGCCACUACGUCUAAGAAUACGACGACACGAACGAGCCGAAAUUCCAUCAUCGGUUGCGCAUUUUUAAUCCGAGAUGUAAGAACGAAAUUUUCGCUUGGUUAUGCGAUAUGUUCAAUGGCUCUGAAGAAUGAGAAAAGGAAAGAAAAAGAAAGGAAAGAACUGCAGUUUUGGGACAGAGUGGUUACAUCAAAGUUGUUUAGAAUAAGACGAGAUACCGCUGAGAAAGAAAGACUGGUAUCGCAUAAGAAAUAAGACGAAGCGAAGUCAGUAAAAUCGGAGGAAACAACGUGGGAAUCAAUUUAAAUUUUUGUUGAUAUUUUUAUUUAUUUAUAUAUGUUAUUAUUAUUAUAAUUAUUAUUAUCAUAAACUCCAUUGUACACAAAAACUUGUAAGAACUAAGUCGUUAAUCCCAAAAGCUAAAUACAAUAUCUCUUCACAUGAGAAAAAAAAGGAAAAAGACGAGUGGCCGCCAUGUUAGUUGACAUGACCAAAGACACCAAGAUCAAACUUUAGUCAAAGUCAAUCAAAAUGGCAGCUAUUGCGACACAUGCACUGCAAAAGUAAAACCAAACAUUUCUUUCAGGAAUUUUAAAAAUAUGCACGUGAACAAUAACACUAAAAUGGCUUCACCAUUUUCAUUGGGUUUUCAUUUAGUCAAAAUCGCGCAAAAAAUAACUAAGCUUGUGACUUUUUUUCCGCAAAUAAAAGUCAGUUCUAAACCCUUACACUACUUAACGCGGUAUACAACGCUUCGAAUAUUCAGCGUUGGUAAUCUUCAUACUUUUUGUUAUAUUUCUGGUUUUUACGACGAAAUUAUUUUCUUUGACAAAUUACGUUAAAUAGGAAUUUUAUUUUCGUUUAGUUUCAAGAUAUGUAUUAAGUAAAAGGAAUGAUUUAGUUAAAUUGUGUUCAUGGUAAUACUUAUACACAUAUGUCUUUACCUGAAUUCUUUAAAAGUAAAGUAAAAUCUUGGUUCUAAUUUGUCUCGAUUCCCUAAGCGUACGAGAGAAAGAGAAAGAAAGAAAAAAGUAAGUAAGGAAGAAAGAAAGACAGACAGAAAGAAAGAGAAAGAAAGGGAGGGCGGAAGGAAGGAAGGAAGGAAGGGAAAAAAUUGAAAAUAAGAAAGGAGGAAAGAAUAAAAAAGAACAAAAGAAAAAGUAGAUAUUUUAAUUCGCGGAAAUGUUCCGAAAAGUUCCCGACAAACCAUCGAAUAAACACGACGAUUCAACUGAUUUUAAUUCGCAAAAUUGAACGUGAUAAGUCGAAAUCACUUUGCUACUAAAUAAAUAAUGUAUUUUGCUGUUUAGUCCUUAGUAAACGUAUCUUUUUGUUUUAUAA